Solanum tuberosum (potato) is the source of this 1869-nucleotide messenger RNA. RefSeq lists its product as uncharacterized. The transcript is spliced from 6 exons. NCBI's taxonomy places the organism in Eukaryota, Viridiplantae, Streptophyta, Magnoliopsida, Solanales, Solanaceae. The coding region runs from base 1 to 1869 and encodes 622 amino acids. Gene Ontology annotation, biological process: DNA integration. The record is from RefSeq and is a predicted model, not a curated record. Gene Ontology annotation, molecular function: nucleic acid binding; protein binding.
AUGGGCACCACCUCGUACAGUGAAGGAAGUGCGCAGUUUUCUCGGCCUUGCAGAUUUCAAUCAGGGAAAGGAAUUGGUGCUAUUCUGUCUCAAAAAGGGCACCCCAUUGAAUAUUUUAGUCAGAAAUUGAGCACAAGGAUGCAGCAAGCUUCAACAUAUCAUCGUGAGAUGUUUGCUAUUACACAAGUUGUGAGUAAAUGGAGGCAAUGCCUUCUUGGCACGAGAUUUACGAUACUAACUGAUCAGCAGUCCUUGAAGAACCUCACUAAUCAAACCAUCCAAACUCCUGAGCAACAAAAAUGGCUCACUAAACUAGUAGGUUAUGAUUUUCAUAUCAUAUACAGACCUAGAAAACAAAAUUUAGCUACUGAUGCCCUCUCUUGCAAUUCAAAUGCAUCUCUUGUGGCCAUUUAUGUCAGGACCUUUAAUCUCGAACAAGAGUUGAAAUCAUUGAAUCGAUCUCAUCCAGAAUUAUUGGCUAUUCAGCAAGCUUUACAAACAGGUGUCGAGAAUCACGGGGAUUACCAAUUCAAGGAUAUGAUGGAUUGUUAUUUUUUAAAGAUGAAAGCCACAAACUUGCAUCCAGCCGGGUUAUUGCAGCCCCUCCCUAUACCGGAUCAAGUCUUUGAAGAUAUUGCAAUGGAUUUUAUCACUUGCCUUCCAAGUUCCAAAUGGAAGACUACUAUCCUUACAGUUGUAGAUUGUUUGACCAAAUAUGGUCACUUCAUUCCAUUAUCUUCCACUUUCUCUAAUCAACUAGUAGCGGAAGAAUUUAUAGUGGGUGUAAUUCGCCUUCAAGGUCCUCCUCGCACUAUUGUCAUUGAUCGUAAUCCACGAUUCCUCCAUUCUUUUUGGCAGGAAAUCAAUCGUUUGCAAGGUUUGACAUUAGUUAUGAGUACUACAUAUCAUCCACAAACUGAUGGACAGCUUGAGGCUCUAAAUAAAUGUCUUGAACAAUAUCUCCAUUGCUAUGUUGCUGAUAAUCCAAGCAAGUGGGUCACAAUGCUACCUAGGGCGGUACAAUACUUCGUACCAACAUUUGCUGGAAUGACACCAUUUCAAGCAUUGUAUGGGCAAGAACCUCCCACUGUAACUCGAUAUAUAUUGGGAAGCACUUCUAGUGAAUUGGUGGCGGCUUACUUAAUUCAUCGUGACGCAGUUCUGGAGUUGUUGAAAGGGAAUUUGAUCAAAGCACAAACAAGGAUGAAGAAUUUUGCAGAUAAACAUCCUACUGAGCUAGUGUUUGCAUUGGGCGACUGGGUUUUUGUGAAGUUGAAACCAUAUCGACAACUUUCUGUGAGGCUGAAAGGGGUCACAAGCUUGGAAGACGAUACUUUGCUCCAAGAUUGUCCUGACCAGACUGAGAUAGAUGACUUCAACCUUGAGGAUAAGGUGGAUUUUCAGGAGGGGAGUAAUGUUGUGAAAUCAGUUGAUACAUCUGUUAAUUUGAAUAAUAAAGAGGAUGCGUUUACAGAAAUUUCCAGAAAUCCUCGAAACAGUGAAGCCAGAGUUAAAGAUUAUCAUGCAAAAAUCUGGAUAAGGGAACUACCAUCAUCUGUUCAGUAUCUAGCUCAUACUAUCAAGCAGCAUUGGCUUGUUGAAAAGCUUGGUGGAGCUACAUGUGUGAAUGCCGGAUUUCUCUCAUUGGAACAACUUGAUCUCAGAUACAGCAAUUUAAUCGCCGGAGGAAUUCCAAAAGACAUUGGAUCCUUAUUCUCUUUGAAAGUGUUGAAUCUCACUGGAAAUAAUUUUGAACAUUUGCCUCAGAGCCUAGCCCAGCUUUGUGUUGUUGAACACUUGUCCUUAUCCUAUAGCAAGGGGCUCAAAGAGUUUCCAGGUUUCAUGCGGAUGCCAAACUUUGACACUUAG